AGGGGACAGACAGCACAGGGUGGGAUCAGCUACCAACGGGUACCAGGAUGGAGAACACCUGUCAUGCCCUCACCCGACCACUAGUGUUGAUAACAUUGGAGCUCCAAGAACAGACGCACCGGGCAGCCUAAACGGCGUUAGUGAGGAAACAACAUUCCAACCUUCAGCACUUAACAACACCUGGGCUGAGCGAGAGGAGGAGGAUGCUGCUGACACAGGUUAUGUGGUUCUCAGCGCUCUGCGCCGCGGCGCUUGGCUGUCCCACCAUCAUCUCCCGCUCCCAGUGGGGGGCCCGGGCCCCAACAAACAGGGCCCAGCUGAGCAUCCCAGUGCCCUACGUCAUCAUCCACCACACGGCAGGGAGUUCCUGCACCUCACAGGCCUCCUGCAGCCAGGUGGUCAGGGGCAUCCAGAACUACCACAUGGACUCAAACGGCUGGGCCGACAUCGGCUACAACUUCCUGAUCGGCGAGGACGGCAGAGUCUACGAGGGCAGAGGCUGGAGCACCGUGGGGGCCCACGCCUACGGCUGGAACCAUAAGUCGCUGGGAUUCAGUUUCCUGGGCACCUUCUCCAGCAGAGUCCCCAACGCUGCCGCCCUGAACGCCGCCAAGAGCCUGAUCCAAUGCGCCGUCAACAGGGGCUCCCUAAGCAGCAGCUACACCCUGAAGGGGCAUCGCAACGUGGACUCCACCGAAUGCCCCGGGAACGCCCUCUACAAUGAGAUCACCCGGUGGCCCAGGUUCCAAGGCUCUGCCCGGCCGGAGGAGGAGUUUGGCAGGGAGCAGAGAGCAGCUCCCUUGAAAGGUGCCAGCGGAGGGCUGAGCGAGAGGAGGAGGAUGCUGCUGACACAGGUUAUGUGGUUCUCAGCGCUCUGCGCCGCGGCGCUUGGCUGCCCCACCAUCGUCUCCCGCUCCCAGUGGGGGGCCCGGGCCCCAACAAGCACGGUCCCACUGAGCAUCCCAGUGCCCUACGUCAUCAUCUACCACACAGCAGGGAGUUCCUGCACCUCACAGGCCUCCUGCAGCCAGCUGGUCAGGGGCAUCCAGAACUACCACAUGGACUCAAAUGGCUGGGCCGACAUCGGCUACAACUUCCUGAUCGGCGAGGACGGCAGAGUCUACGAGGGCAGAGGCUGGAGAACGAGGGGGACCCACGCCUCUGGCUGGAACGAUAUAUCGCUGGGAUUCAGCUUCCUGGGCACCUUCUCCAGCAGAGUCCCCAACACUGCCGCCCUGAACGCCGCCCAGGACCUGAUCCAAUGCGCCGUCAACAGGGGCUCCCUAAGCAGCAGCUACAUCCUGAAGGGGCAUCGCAACGUGAAGGCGACCGAAUCCCCCGGGGAGGCCCUCUACAAUGUCAUCACCCAGUGGCCCAGGUUCCAAGCCUGAGUCCCUGCAGCCCCUGCACCCAUCGCUGACCCUGCCCGUGGCUUCUGCCUGCUCGAGCUGCACCUCCGCCUCCCAGCAGGGGGCAGCCUCGUGCUUCUUGCCCACCUGCUGCCUCCUGGGGCCCAGAGAGCAGGGAUCUGAGAGUUGGGGUUACGCUCCCGUCUCCCCUGGGCUCGGCUGCCCUCCCGGGCUCAGAUUUCUAAUGGCGCC
This is a messenger RNA of Mauremys reevesii (Reeves's turtle), 1601 nucleotides long. Its product is annotated as peptidoglycan recognition protein 4-like. The transcript is spliced from 11 exons. The record is from RefSeq and is a predicted model, not a curated record. Gene Ontology annotation, molecular function: zinc ion binding; N-acetylmuramoyl-L-alanine amidase activity. Bases 204 to 1391 code for a protein of 395 amino acids. Gene Ontology annotation, biological process: peptidoglycan catabolic process. NCBI's taxonomy places the organism in Eukaryota, Metazoa, Chordata, Testudines, Geoemydidae.